AUGCCUGAAACUGCUGAAAAUAAACACUUGAAUAUUGAAGAUGAUUUCGGUAAAGAACGACGAUCAAGUAGUUCAGCUUCUGAAGGUCGUGCAACAAUGGUUACAUAUUGGAAACGUAAUUCUAAUCCAAAUCUUGAGAAUAUGAUGCUUGAUACAAAUGCGGAUAAAAUCAAUCGAUUUGAACAUCCAGAAAUACUUGAAUGUUUACCUGAUCUUGAUGGUAAACGUGUCCUUGAAUUAGGUGCUGGUAUUGGACGUUUUACAAAAAAAUUUGCUCAAUUAGCUAAAUCAGUUGUCGCAGUAGAUUUUAUGGAAAGUUUUAUAGAAAAAAAUAGACAAGAGAACAGUCAUUUUGGUACAGUAGAAUUUUUACAAAAAGAUGCAACAUUAUUAACAUUUGAACCAAAUAGCUUUGAUGUUGUCUUUAGCAAUUGGCUUUUUAUGUAUCUUUCUGAUGAAGAAACUGAACAACUUUUACAAAAAAGUCUUUCAUGGCUUGCACCAGGCGGAACAUUAUUUUUCCGUGAAUCAUGUUUUCAUUCUUCAGGAAAUAUCAAAUCAGGUGAAAAUCCAACCCAUUAUCGUUCACCAAGACAAUAUAUUGAUAUGUGUCAAUCACGUAUAUUAAGUAGUAGUCCUGAACAAGUUUUUGAACUUGUUUUUGCUAAAGCAUUAGAAUCAUAUUAUGAAAUAAAACAAAAUAAUAAUCAAGUAUGUUUUUUAUUUACAAAAACUAAUCUACGAAAUCACAAUGGUUAUAAAACCUUACAAGAUUUUCUUGAUCAUUCUGAAUAUGCUGAAAAAAGUAUUCAAAAAUAUGAAUCCGUACGUGGAGAAGGUUAUGUUACUAUUGGUGGUAGUAAAUUAACAGGAGAACUUGUUGAACGACUUAAUCUAACAAAAUCUCAACGUUUAUUAAAUUUUGGUUGUGCAACUGGUGGAAGUUCAUUUCAAAUUGCUAAGGAUUAUGGUUGUGAAAUUGUUGGUGUAGAUAUUUCGGCAAAUAUGAUCGGCAUGGCAUGGGAUCGAGCAUUAUUACAUAAAGGUGAUAGAAUUCGUUUUGAAGUUGGUGAUGGUACAAAAAUGAGAUUUUUACCAUCAAAAUUUGAUGCUAUCUACAGUCGUGAUGUUAUUUUUCAUGUUUCGGAUAAGCCAGCUUUAUUGAAUAAUUUUUAUACAUGGCUUAAAAAUGAUGGUCGUCUAUUAGUUACUGAUUUUUGUUGUGGUACAACACCAUUUUCUCAAGAUCUUAUGGAUUAUGCACGAUCUGGCAUGUAUACUCUUACAUCUAUGCAAGAAUAUGCUGAACUUCUUGAAAAAUGUGGUUUUGUUCAAGUACAUGCUGAAGAUCGUUCUGAUUUAUAUCAACAAUAUUGUCUACAAGAAAUUGAAGUUGCUGAACAAAAUCGAGCAAAUGCAAAUUCUGAACUAAGUCGUCAUGAAUUAGAUGAAUGUGUUCGACAAUGGAAAUUAAAAUAUUCUUUAACAAAUUCUGGUCAACGUUGUUGGUGUGUUUUUGAAGCAGUCAAACGAACAAUAUCAUGCCGUGAAGAUGAUACUAAUGAACAAUAA
Adineta steineri is the source of this 1572-nucleotide messenger RNA. The record is from the annotation of a GenBank genome assembly. Lineage: Eukaryota; Metazoa; Rotifera; Eurotatoria; Adinetida; Adinetidae.